This is a messenger RNA of Vanrija pseudolonga, 699 nucleotides long. RefSeq lists its product as uncharacterized. The coding region runs from base 10 to 699 and encodes 229 amino acids. The transcript is spliced from 5 exons. Lineage: Eukaryota; Fungi; Basidiomycota; Tremellomycetes; Trichosporonales; Trichosporonaceae. Gene Ontology annotation, molecular function: acyltransferase activity, transferring groups other than amino-acyl groups. The record is from RefSeq and is a predicted model, not a curated record.
UCCACCACCAUGCCAGUGACAGUAAAGACAGUGACAGGAGCGACCGUUACGCCGGAGGAGCGCACAUCAGCCAAGCGCGUGCUCGUCGAGUCGUUUCUGAGCAACCCCGAACACAUGGCGCUCUGGGCCCACUCAUCAGCGGCCAACACGGCCCUCAACGAGCGAUACAUCGACUACGCCCUGGACGCGGGGCACGAGCUCGCGCUUGCGCAGGUCGACGAUGGCGCGGUCGCAGGCGUCGCGAUCUGGGUGCGGCCCGGGGAGGACUUCAUGCCAGAAGGCCAGCGCCCGAUCAUCUUCAAGGAUGCGCUCGACGCCUUGCCUGCGGGGCACAAGGCCUUCUUCCUAAACGACCUGUGGCCCGUCUCCGGGGACAUGGUCGAGUCCGUCCUCCCAAACGCAGAGCACGAGUGGUGGUACCUCCCCAUGAUUGGUGUGUCGCCCUCCGCGCAAGGCAAAGGCGUGGGCAAGGCGCUGCUGGGCGCCAAAGUCGCCCAAGUGGCGGCCACCACGGGCGGCACACCAGCCCGCGGACCGCGCGCGAUCGCGCUCUACACCGAGUCGCCGGGCAACAUUGCCUUCUAUAACAAGCUUGGAUUUGCCCUCCGCGCGCACCAGAAGUACGACCUGCCCAGCGGCGAGGUGUGGGAGAACAUGUUUCUGUCGUACCCUGCUGAUGCGGCCGUCGGCGCCGCCUAG